UUGCAGAUCUCGUUUAUGCGAUAUUAGCAGACUUCAUUGCUUCUAGUUAUGUCUCACAGAGAACGAUUGCCAUCGAUGGAUUACACGGUCACAGGGGCCGAUUCCCUGGAGAGGAUCGCCGCCUCGCAUGAUUGCACAGUCGGCGAGUUGAUGAAACUCAACCGGAUGAGUUCACGCAUGGUGUUUCCGGGUCAGAAGAUACUUGUGCCAUUGUCAACGUCAGAUGAGGUAUUUGGAAAUGACACACGGCCAGUAGCAAAUUCAAGGCCUGCGCGACAAAUAUCAGGAGGUGAAAAUGCCGCCGAUGGUAUUCGUAAAGGACCUGGUGGUGCCGUACCCGCAACACAACAGCGAUCUCACCUUACCAAAGCGCAAAGUGUCCCAACACCGUCAAGUGAUGAAGUGGACUCGGAUUGCCUCCAGCGGUUUCUGAAGAUCAAGGUCAAACAAGUGACAGAAUCUGACGGAACCGUGUCAGGCACAUUGCUAGUCACUCCCAAUUGUCUUAUGUUUGAUCCGGAUGUCAGCCAUCCUCUCGUCAAAGAAAACGGGCAAGAUUUGUAUGGAAUGGUAGCGAACAUGGAUGAGAUAGUCUCAGUAUCGGUAUACAAAGAUGUCGGUGCGCUAACAGGCGACAAAGCAGAGAAAAAGAGAGAUAUAUUUGACCCAAAUCAUGUUCGAACCGAACCUCCUAAGUCUGAAGCGGUGGCCUUCCAAGGAGGCGAUAUCGAGCUAAUACCUGAAUCGGAACAGACUGGUGUGCCUGAGGAUCCGGUGCAACGAGAUCUGGCAGCGGUUGAACCUGAGGUAGCUACCGAAGCGGAGACCAUUGACAAGCCUGCAAAAGUCGGCAGUGAAGCGCACUUACCAUCAAUCGAUGAAGAAACUCACAACUUGAAAUCUCCAGAGGAUGAGAAGAACAGGCGGAGUAGUGACUUGAGCGAAGAAUACCCAUCGGUACAUCUGCGCAAUCGCUCUUCAUCAUCGCUGUCCACAUCGUCACAUGAGGAGCGACCUCGUUCUUACUCCGAGUUAGAUGCUAACCAAGCCUCUCAAGGCGGAUUUGGAUCUCGAUUUUCACCAAAUGUAGCCCGAAGGUCUUUCGGAAAGCUCGGACGAACACUCAGUGCUCGUGCAAAAUCGAUUCAAGGAACGGUCACGCAAGGUACGAAACAGGUUGCGCAUGGUGUUGUGACGCAUACGAAGAGUGCCGCAGACACGUUACAAACUGGAAUUGAAACGAGUGUCAAAGUUGUCGGUGGUGCUGCCAGUGCAGCUGCAAAUCAAGCAAAGGCCGCUGCUGAUGCUGUAGCGACAGUGCCAGGUCGGAUGGUAGAUAUGGGCACUUCACUAGUAUCCGAUGGUAUCAACGGCGUACAGGAGAUUUUCAAUGUGGAAGUCGAGGAACAACGUAGUCCGAGUCAGCUAAAAAGGGAACAGUCACUGGCUACUUUGGAAGGCCUCAAACAACGAACUCAGCAAGCCAGAGAUGACUCAAUGGCGCAAAACAAGCAAAGCAUGUUUUCUUGUGCCACGCCAUCUGAUGAGAUGUCGGAUCUCUUCCUUGCAGUGGACGAGCUCGUUGGGCGUAGGCAAUCGACUGAUGAGGCACCAUCGUCACCCACUUUACCCUAUUAUAUGGCAGUAAGACUAACAAGAAACAGGCGGAAGACAAGAAAAACCUCCCAAGGUCAUUCAUCAGUAAGCUCAUACGACGAGGAUUGUGCUUUUGGGAAUAAGCUGAAGCGAGAAUUUUGGUACGCAGUGCCGCGAUCUAAAGCUGACAAUAUCUACCAUUUUCUGCUGCAGUGGUCACCGGAUAAGUACGGCCAGGACACUACUACGACUCCAUUAGACGAAGCUUCAUCCACAGGUGCUUUAAACGAUUCGUCUCGAGACGAUCGUGGAUUUAUCGUACUGGAUUCCACCACGGAUGAAAGUCUUGCCGGCGACAGGCCGGCACCACUAUUCGGUUCUUCACUCCUGAAUCGAGAAUGGGAGCUGGUAACGGUACGAGAAAUGUGCCGUCGGCUAUCGCUCGACGAAAUCGAACAACUUGAAAUGCCCAUACCAGAAGGUGCGGCACAAUCGCAGAUUCUGGACGAGUUAAUGAUUCGACAGAUCAUGGACAUUCUACCACCACGAGCAGAAGGUUAUCCAUGGGUCAACAUCUAUAACUCGGAGAAGCAUGGAUUUUCGUUGACCACUUUGUACAGAAAAAUGAUCGAGUUCGAUGAAGACCUUUCACCUGUUUUGCUCAUCGUCCGUGAUACUCGUGAACACGUCUUUGGAGCAGUUGUAUCCGGCGCAAUUCGGCCUUCCGAUCACUACACCGGCACUGGAGACUCAUGUCUUCUGUGGCGAUUCCUCGGUGAAGCUCCACACACAAGGGAACUACGAAAUUACGCAUGGACUGGAGAAAAUCAAUUCUUCGUGAAUGCAUCCAAAGAUUCUCUUUCCAUUGGUGCUGGCGGUGGACAUUAUGGCCUUUGGCUUGAUGCCGACCUGAACCAUGGCCGAUCCCAGAAGUGCGAAACAUUUGACAAUGAGCCGCUAGCUGGCGAGAAGGAGGACUUCAUUGUGCAAUUUGUUGAAGCUUUUGGUUUCCGAAUGUAAAUUCCGCUCCCCUACGCUGGCGAGACAAGUCGUCCACGUUUGUCCCGUGCUUCCUGAUUUUCCAGGAAUCUAACACUAUGGCUGUAUAGAGAGAAAGAGUGAGAAGAGGGUUUUAUGUGUGUGUAUGUGACCCAGCCCCUCGAAAUCUGCCCCUUUGAGCACUCCGUUUCGAUCACAACGCCGUGUGUCAAAACCCAUCAUCAUAUUCUUCCUCAUUCCCUAAGCUCACAUCAUCAAAUCAAUCGAUAGCGAUCGAUAUCAGCCUGCAAUAUCAGCUACCAUUGUUGUUCAGAGCGCGUAUUACUGUAAUUUGUUGUUUCAAGUCUUGUUUUUCGCCACUGUUUUUCUAUUGCUAUCAACGCAUUGUUUGUGUCUAUAUUAUUUAUUAUAUAUCCUGUAAAAGGCAUUUUUACUCUAUUAUUGACAAAAUGGUGAUUACUUACCAUUUCGCCUCCGUUUGUGAUAUACACAGUUUGUUGCGUGUGUAAGUGAGAUUGUACCAGAUGUGUACUGUAACUAGUUGAGUGAAGCUUUUCAGCUAACUUACAAAAUUCCUACUCUUUUUGUUUUAUUAGUUAACAAACAGUUUUCGUUUACGCAAAUGCGUGAUAUGUGCCCGUACCGGUAUGAGUAGGACUAUUUGUUUGUUUUUGUAGCUCUUGUAUAACAUAGUCAAAAAAGUAUGUGGGGGCUAACGAGAGCGUAAAGCAACCGCCUCGUUGCCGCUUACCCGCCCUCUUGCUUCGCAAUGUACAAUGUAUACAACAUUGAGAGCGUGGUCAUGUUUCUAUAUACGUAUGUAAUGUGAUUUAUUGGUGUUAUUUGUUCCUCUCUUAUUAUAUAGAGUAAAAAUUCAAAUACA
This is a messenger RNA of Cylicocyclus nassatus, 3478 nucleotides long. The record is from the annotation of a GenBank genome assembly. NCBI's taxonomy places the organism in Eukaryota, Metazoa, Nematoda, Chromadorea, Rhabditida, Strongylidae.